Molecule: messenger RNA, 3507 nt
Organism: Suillus paluster
Lineage: Eukaryota; Fungi; Basidiomycota; Agaricomycetes; Boletales; Suillaceae
Product: PAB-dependent poly-A-specific ribonuclease subunit PAN2
Exons: 16
Coding region: 82-3447 (1121 amino acids)
Biological process (GO): nuclear-transcribed mRNA poly(A) tail shortening; mRNA processing
Cellular component (GO): P-body; PAN complex
Molecular function (GO): poly(A)-specific ribonuclease activity; nucleic acid binding; protein binding
Source: RefSeq, a predicted model, not a curated record
GUGUCUGCUUGAAUUGCUUCCGUUACCACCGAGCUCGUCGACCUAGACAGCGACGACAUCGAUCCUGUCCAUGACUGCAGCAUGACGUUGACAGCGUACCAGAUAAUAAACCCCAUUGCAACGCUACAUGACUGUGCUCUGCCAGUCACUGCCCUUAGCUUCGACCCCGUCUCUGACACGCUCUGGUCUGGGACCAGUGAAGGCACGGUCAUCGCGCUACAUACCAUACAGGGUCUUCGUGGCGUGUCUUUCCCCAUCGGUGGUGUCCUUCAAGUCAAGCAGAUCGUAGCAGGAGACAACUAUGUCAGGGCGCUUGGUGUUGCAGGUGAAGGCGUCGGCUCGUGGUCCAAAGGCGGGAUGAACAAGUGGUUUUUUCGGUACGUGAUUUCUCCUACUACGUUGGUAUAUCCUGACGUCAAGGCUGUAGGCAACCCCGUCCGUGUCGCUUCCUCCUCAUCUGUCGCGACACACCUCCAGUUUUCACAUUCCACGCUCCUUGCAGCGCUUACAGAUGGACACGUGCGUGCAUAUGAUCCCCGCACUGCGCUUCUGCGCGAGAACGGAGAACACUCGGUCCUAGCACAUAGUAGCGGCGUGCAGGACCUCCAGGCGAGUGGAAACUAUUUCUAUACAAUUGGGUGGGGUAUCAGGUUAGUGAAGGUAUAUGAUCUGCGUACGAUGCGUCCUCUCCCUCCUAUCCCCUUCCAGGACGGUCCUGCGUUCAUUAAUAUCCUACCUAAACACAGUUCUAGCCUCGUAGUCACCUCUGCGCAGGGUCUGGUCAACGUUGUCGAUGUAUCUGAUUACAGUAAUGUCUCCGGGUUUUAUCAGCUCGAUACUACAUCCUAUAUUAGCUCAACAGCUGUCUCAUCCAACGGCUCGUUUCUCGCUUUUGGCGACGCGCUCGGUGCCGUUCACCUCAUGACAGCCAUCACAGAGGACGCAGAACCGCUUUUCAAUGGUUUUGAAGGCCAACCCAUCGAAUGGGCCGAUCCCCCCGAGCAGCCCCCUGAUAUCACCUGGACAGAUUCAACACCCCUCAAUUCCAUUGGCAUGCCACACUACAACACUCUGCUCCUCUCCUCUUGGACACCUCAAUUUCUUCCGCGCUCUGGAAUCUUGAGUCCACCUCCGCCCAAAAUUCCACCGCAAGUAUUGAGUACUAUGAAGAUGAAUGACAAUAUUGCAUACGCGGCUCUUCCGAAGGAGCUACGAGGACGGAGGAAUCGUGUACUUGUGACUACUGCGAAAGAUCAAGGGCGAUUCAGGAGUGGAAAGGGCAGAAGAGAUGAUCUCGAGCUGGAAGCACUAACCAUCGACGACAGUGUUGAGGAGGUACCCAGAAUAUACCGGAAGGUAGAAAUCGAGUACUCGAAGUUCGGCGUGGAGGAUUUCGAUUUCGGAUUUUACAACAAAACGCCAUACAGCGGUCUUGAGACACACAUCCUCAACUCCUACACAAAUUCAAUGCUCCAGGUUAUGCACUACACACUUCCCAUACGGCGUCUCGCCAAGUCACAUAUCACAACAAAUUGCCCAAGAGAGCACUGUCUGCUGUGCGAACUCGGUUUUGUGGCACGUAUGCUCGAGGACGCGGGCGGCACGAACUGCCAAGGAGGGAAUUUCUGCAAGACCGUUGGUGUGUUGGCUCAAAGUCAAAACCAGAUCGAGUUGAUCGACUACGGACGCGAGCCCACCGAAGUCGAUUACGCCCAUAUGAUUCAGUCCUUCCACCGGUUCCUUGUCGACCAUCUUUCACUUGAAGGGAACGCCUUCCCACACAAUCCACGCCUCAUACAUCAGCCAUUCCAGGAAGACACGCAUUCGCCUGCGGCGGCGCCUAUCACACAGCUCCUCGGUCUAGACGCAAAGAACGUUAUUACAUGCAUGAGCUGCAAGGCUGUGAGGGAGAAGGAGAACAUGACGCAUGUCGUCGAUAUGGUUUACCCACGGAGACUCACACCUUCAGAUCCCCCUCCUGCAACAGAUUUCGCCAGUAUUCUCCGUGCUUCCCUGAUUCGCCAAAUGACACACAAAGCAACAUGCCAGACUUGCAAGCAAUUUGCCACGUUCAGUUCGCGACGUUCGAUACCCUCAUCUGAGCUUCCGCCCGUGCUUGCGGUUAAUGCAAGUGUUUACAAUGAAGAAAAUCUCAAAUUGUGGCUAGAUAGCCGACAGUCCAGAUUUUUGAGCCCGUCGGUGGAGGUGAGAGGCGAGGUGGAUGGCGUGGAUGAGGUAAUGGGUGUUGUGUAUGCACUGAGAGCCAUGGUGGUGCAAAUCAUGACAAAGGAAAGACAUUCACAUCUAGUUGCGAUUGUUAAGGUUCCUGAAGCGGAGGGCCAGUCGAAUCUCAAGAGCGCCUGGUUUCUUUUCAACGACUUCGUUGUGCGUAAUAUAUCAGAAGAAGAGGCGUUGAGCUUUCCAAGCACGUGGAAGGUUCCAGCAAUAUUGUAUCUUGAGCGGGUUGACGUCCGAGAACAGCUCGACUACAGCGGCCUUCCAGCGCAAUUGGAUCCGUCGAUAUUGAGCCUCGAUACCUCUAUCUCUGUGAACCGUGACGAGAACCUCGUUCGGCACGAGUGUCUCCGCUUCGAAGAACUCCCUAAACCUGGAACACUCGUCGCAAUCGAUGCUGAGUUUGUCUCCAUGCAGCAGGAAGAAACUGAGUACCGUUCAGACGGUACCAACCGUGUCAUUCGGCCCGCACGUCUCAGUCUUGCUCGCGUGUCUGUCCUUAGGGGCGACAACCCGAAUGAAGGCGUCCCGUUCAUUGACGAUCACAUCCAUACUAGCGAGGUCAUUGUUGACUAUCUGACAGAGUUUUCUGGUAUCAAGUUCGGUGACCUUGAUCCGCAUUUGUCGCGGUACACAUUGACACCACUGAAGCUUGUGUACAAGAAGCUCAGGGUGCUCGUUGACCGUGGGUGUAUAUUCAUUGGACACGGGCUAUCGAAAGACUUCCGUAUAAUCAAUAUAUUUGUACCACCAGACCAAGUCAUAGACACAGUCGACUUGUACUUUCUGCGUACUCGCCAGCGGCGACUGUCCCUACGUUUCCUCUCAUGGUUUGUUCUGCAUGAGCAUAUUCAAACCGACACGCACGAUUCAAUCGAGGAUGCUCGAAGCGCACUCAGGUUGUAUAAGGCUUAUCAUGAUUUUGAGGAGCGCGGUGUAUUUGAUGAAAAGCUGGAGCAGUUGUAUCGCGAAGGGAAACAAUAUAACUGGAAACCACCACCCCAGCCAGGCGCGACGACUCGUUCGCCUGCUCCUGCUACACAGACCUCGCCUAUCGCCCAGUUCCCGAUGGUGAAUCAGAACCUUGCACAAUCACCGUUCAGUGCUGUAAACUUCGCUAUCUCUAACCCAGCAUUCUUUGCCUCUCCUGAUAUGGGCCAGUUCGGAGUUGGUGGGCCUAGUCACAGUUGGAAUAACCAGAGGCAUCGAUGAGGAAUAUAUGUUACAUGCAUGUAAUCUAAGCAAUGAUUCUGUUUUGUAUAGCAAUCGCUU